This is a messenger RNA of Notodromas monacha, 1257 nucleotides long. The record is from the annotation of a GenBank genome assembly. NCBI's taxonomy places the organism in Eukaryota, Metazoa, Arthropoda, Ostracoda, Podocopida, Cyprididae.
GGUGUUUAUUAAAUUUAUCUUGCAGUGCUGGGUUGCGAAUUAUUCCCGAUGCAUAGAAUCCUCCUUGUGGGGAUUCUAGCGAUAUUAUUGUGGGCAGCUAAUGUGUCUCCGGCUCCCACAAAUGGCGCUGAAAUCGACCUCGAUGGAUCCAGUUUUGAUUUCGAAACUAAAAAGGUCACUGGCGUGACUGAAAGUAGCGAAAGGGAAAAGCGAAAUUAUGGGAUGCAACAGGCGCCUGUUCAAACUCCGGAAAUAAACAUCAAUCCUUUUCUUCCGAUUAUCCCGCCAAUUCUGCCGCCGUUCCCCCCAUGGUGGCCGCCUUUCCCUCCGAUUUGGCCGCCGUUUUUCCCACCAUUCAAUCCCUUUUGCAACUUCCUCGGACGAAUUUUGAUGCUGUGCAUUUAAAUUUAUUUUUGCGUAAUUUCGUUUUUAAAAGCGGGAUUCUUCAGCUCCACUUUUUGGACCCUGAGCAAAAGUGGUGUGCAACCCUAAGCAAAUUAGCACAUUAUACUUUUUUAUUUUGGUGCUGAACUAAUGCUAAUUCAAUCACGUGGAAUCGAGCAUUUAUCGAUGAAUAUAUUUCCCCGCCUUCAUUUCAAUUAUUUCAUAUCGAUUACACUAAAAUGUUUUAAAGUCGGGCUUAUGCAGUAGACGAAAACGAACCUACUUCCGCCAUUUCUUCGAUUUAUUUAUUUAUUGCGUCUUGCUUUUUGUAAUCGUCAUAUUAAUUCAAUUAUUCGACUGUCAAAAGGAUACAUUUUGGGAUGUUGACCGCAGCACCUAUUUUGGCAUCAGUAAAAAUAACAUCCAAGUCACACAAAGAGAAGGAAGUCCCUCUUUGCUACAGGUAAUUUUUUUAAUUAGCUGAAUGGAUUGGAAAGUGCUGGGAAAAGUACUAAAGAAUCUUUCUUACAUAGAUCUUAUGGUUGGAAAUAUCUGUUUCUUGAAAUUAUGCCCAAUAAAAGUCAAUUUUUCUAAAAUGUAUUGGCAAUUUUAUCAUGGAAUGUCCUUGUGUCGAGUCAGUGUCCUUAUGUUGGGUUUUUCUAUGAUUUUGUUAUUGUAAAAAAAUGUCCCUAUGUCGAAUUGUCCCCAUGUUGAGGUGUCCGCAUGUGGGGGUCUCACUGUAUAUCACUGGAAAGUCAGAUGGCGAAAUUGACUUUAGCAUGGUGAAAGCACCUUUUUCCAUGUAGUACAGCGUUUAUUUUUUGUGAAAAAGUGGAUGCCAUUUGGUGAUGGAAGUUUUUUUUGUUGGGAUUC